GACACGUUGGGAUUUUUUUUUUCUUUUGCAGAGUUGUGUUAGUGUCUAAAGCUGUUUGGAUUUGCUGAAGUUAAACAUGGAGACUUUUUACAAAAUCCCAUUUGUAGUGUUGGAGUGCCCCAACAUAAAGUUAAAGAAGCCGUCCUGGUUACAUAUGCCUUCAGCAAUGACAGUUUACGCUCUGGUUGUUGUUUCUUACUUUCUAAUUACUGGAGGUAUCAUUUAUGAUGUGAUUGUAGAACCUCCCAGUGUGGGCUCCAUGACAGAUGAACAUGGACAUCAAAAGCCAGUAGCCUUUUUGGCAUACAGAGUGAAUGGCCAGUACAUUAUGGAAGGCCUGGCAUCCAGUUUCCUGUUUACAAUGGGUGGAUUAGGCUUUAUUAUCUUGGAUCGAUCCAAUGCACCAAACAUUCCAAAACUGAAUCGUUUUCUUUUGCUGUUUAUUGGAUUUGUCUGUGUGUUAUUGAGCUUCUUCAUGGCACGUGUUUUCAUGAGGAUGAAACUGCCGGGAUACCUGAUGGGUUAAACAGGCUCCUGGAUGUUUGAAGACAAUGGCUGGAGUAGCAUACCUCCCACUAAAUGGACAUGAAGCAGCUGCGAGACUAGCAGUCAACCUCAUCUUGCCAUUAUCAGCUUAAGAUGGUCUACUGCAUGUUUGCAGACUGUUACUGCAUACCAUGAAGUGCAGUCUUCUGAUUCUCUAAAUUCUCUGACAUGGUUCCAGUUGUUCCCUUCACAGAAAAAUGAAUGUAAUUCUGGCAAGGUUUUUUUUCUUUGAUGUCAAGUUUUAAGGAAGAUCCUAUAAAUUUAAUUGCUCCUAUUUUUGAUGUUGUGGACACAUUGGAGUUCUCUAACCAUUUUGUUACUCUGCUCUAAAAUACAUUUUAGUGGAAUUUGACACAGCAGCAGAUGAGUACUGCUUAUGAGCUUUGAUGGUGUUCCCUAAAUAUUGGUGUUUGCAUUUCUUACAUUACCAGAAAUAAUAAACAAGAGUUCAAUAUUUCUGUUAAAACUGUGCAUUUUGUUAAAUGUCAAACAACUAGUGUGUGACAUUAAUGGAUCUGGUAGGACAAGGUUCAUCCCAUGUCAGUGGGACUGUAAUGUAAACUUUCAAAGCAUGCACCUGCCCCUGGUGUAGCUCUCCAACAGUCCUCUUCAGGUCAUCUUUGUGUUUUUGUGUUGCUCAUGCUAAAGUGAGGAAAAUGGUCUCGGGUUGUUUUUUCAUAUUUUCUAUUAAAAAAAAAAUCUGAUUUUUUCAGUAAAAGCAGUUAAGGUUUGUUCUGCUACUUCCCUGCUGUCUUCAGCUUAAUCUGUAUGAUGUUCUCUCCUUUUGAAAAUGUUUCCCAUCAGAAAUAUUUUUGUUUUCCUUCUGUUUACUCCUGGUCCUUGUAGAAACAGCUAACAUAAUGUGCUUGUUCCAUUGCUUGGCUGUAUCUGCAGGAGGAAAUUUCCUUCCAAAUCAUAGGGCACAAAAGGGCUUGUACUGCCUAGGGGUUGUCAUCAUAUCCAUAAAAGCCAAAUUUUUCAUAAGUUUUCCAAAUGUACCUUGGAAGAAUACAAAACUGCACUGUAGGUAUCAUUUAAGUGAACAGUAAAUAUUUGCCAAAAAUAUUACAGGCACUUCAGCUUCUUCAGUUUCCGCCACACAAGGAAGUUGGAUAUUGAGUUCACAGUCACUCUUCAUAAAAUGUAAAUCUAUGCCAGCCAGGCCUUUUCAUCUCUCUGGAUGGAUGAAUCCGUCCAAAAUACUAUCUGUUUCAGACACUGUCAGAAGUUAUAAAGUUGACUACUUACAGUUGGUCUCUGAUUUCCUUGCCAGUAAAAACUUGAGGCCAUCUAUGACUACAGCUCCUCCCAUGUUCUUUGUGACAUUUAUUUUGAAAUGUUUUUUGUGGGCUGAAGUAAGGUCACUUCAUCCACUCAGUCUGUGAAAGCCAUUGACUCUGAUGUUUUGACUCCUGUUGGAUUUCAUGUAGUACCAAGCAGAUAUGGUGCAGGCACUGACAUCAGCAGUGUUGAAACCUAUUUACGGGACUGUAUGAGUGCAGAGCACUAGUAAUAUUUCUGUACUGUAUGAAUCAGACAGUGUUGAGGUUUGAGGCUUGUGUUUAGCUGUUAGGGCAAGUGUUGAGCCUAACCUGCUUAGCCUCAAGGUUUUCAACAGAAUCAGUCGAAGUUACUGUAGUUCUCAGUAUUCAAAUCUAUAUUAAACCAGCACUCAGCCUUAGUGAUUCCACUAAACAGUUUGUUACAGUUUCAGUGUCUAUACCUUCUCUCUCUGAACAGCCUGUUCCUGAGCUAUCAGCUCUGCACACCUGUUCCACAAUAGCAUUCUGCAUUCUCCCUUGGAGCCUGCUACCAUUGUUGGUGCAUUGCGAUUACUAGUUUUUGUCAUGGGAUCCCUUUUCAGCUACCUGCUCCCACAGCAGCAGCAGCAGUCACAACAGAUGCAUCUACCCUCUGGUGGGAGGGCACAUUACAAUGCGUAGAUGUUCAGGUUGCUUAAGCAUGCUGUGACUACUCCUCUGCACAUCAGUAUCCUGCAGAUGAGGAGCAGUUCUUGUCUUUCUCAGUGUGUGAUUGAUGUCCACUCCAGCAUGGAAGUGGUUGGUCCAUACAGCAAGCAAUGGGAGGACAUCCCCUUCUUUCAAAAUCAAAAUGAUUUGUAGUGGGCAGUUCAGUCCAGCUACAUUCUGUUGGAAAAAAAAAUCAGAGAGGCCACUUUUGUAGCAGGCAAGCUCAGUUCCUGGUCAUUGAUGAUGCCCUAGAAGUGUUCCUUCAGUCUUUUGAUGACUCAGCAGAUGGUCUAUAGGUGGGGUAAACCUUGCUUGCACCCUGUUUGCAUUUCUGACCAGUGACAAGUGCAUCUACUAUUCCCCCAUCUCUCUUCUGAUGUGCUUCAGGGAUGUUGUGGCCCAAAAGUGGCUGUUUGGGCUCCUCUGUACUUGCCCCUUUUCUUCUGUGUUAUAUGUAGAAACUCAGAACAUGCAAGCCCAAGGUCAUUCUCAUAGCUUCUUACUGACCGUAAUAGAUUUGGUUCCUCCUACUUUUACCUCAUCUACUGAGUUUGUGAGCAUUCUGAAUGUUAUUCUCCUACCAGGCAAGUGGCAUCUGGACUUUCAAUUCCUCAAGCUUACCUUUUUGUAUCUCCAGUUCCAUUUGUUAACCGUAACCCUUCAUUUGUUUUGGUAGUUGUUCAUAUAGCCAAGCAGUCAAAAGACAGUUGGGGAGUAGGGGGCUUGUCAUGGUUAAAGGACUGUUCCAUCUAUCUUGGAUUACUCUGAAAUUUUUUAUUUGGUCUCUGUUAUUUCUCCAUCAAGGUACAUCUGGCAACGGUUUCCAUUUCCCAUAUUUGGCUACAUUGUUUUUCACUAGCAUUAUGUAAAGUUUAAAAAUACUUCGGGAAGGGCUGUAUUCUUCUUGGACCUCUUGUGUGAAAUUUUGCGACCCCCACAGGAUUUGUAAUUUGUUAGAGAAACUGACCUUACUUACUCUCCUUUGGCUCUGCAUCUUCAGUGAAUUUGAUGUAGCUGUCUUGGAAAUGUUUCUUCUAACAGCUACUUCUACCAGAAGAAGUGUAAAAUUGCAUGCACUUUUUAGAACACCCUUGUCUGAUAUUCCAUAAGAAAAUAUUACUGCCUUCAUUAAUCCAUCUUUUAUGCCAAAGUGGUCACAGUGUGCUUGUCUUGCUGUGUUCUUGCCAAAGUAUUUUAAUCAGGAUGAGUUUCUCCUCCACUCUAUGGAUGCACACAGGUGACUUAAUAUUUUGCAUUGUGAGGAUGAAGCCGGUCUCCAAGGGAGACAGUUAAUUGUUUGGAUGUACACCGUCAAAUAAGAUUGUGUGUUGAGAGGAUGAAGGCUGUCCUCAAAGAGUUAAUUGUGUUUCUUUUUUUUAAGAAGAUCCUUGCAAGGAGUAUUUUUAAGCUUACUUUAGCAACAUGGUUAUCUGACUGCAUAGAGUUUUUCUGUAGUAAAUAUAAUAAACCUCUCACUACAGUACCUAAUGCUUAUUGCCCUAAAGCAGUUGCUACUUCCAUGACUUUCAGAAAUAGCGACCUAGAUGAUACAUUUGCAGCAGCAUUUACUUUGUCUGCCAUCAACAUAUUUGCAAGGCUUUAUAAGGUAGAUGCGAUUCCAUGGUCUUCUUUUUGGACCAUUGCUGUUAGCAAUGUGCUCAUAGGUUUCUAGGAGGUUACUAGGCUAUUUGGCCCUAGGGCCUUUAUAAGCCUAGCUAUGUUAUACCCUUGUUCCCGUAAUGACCAAGUUGUAUGGUCUAUAUUUGCAGCGUAAGUCUAUGAUCAGUACCAACUGCCCUUAUCCAAGAGGGACAUGGGUGACACCCGUGGGGAAAAUUCAGUCUCCAUCCAUUUGUGUUCCAGUUUGCUUAAAAGUUUCUAACUGUCAGAACCAUUUAACAUAUUAGGAAUACUUGGAAAAAUGUAUUACAGCUGCAGUUUUUUUUAUUAGGGUGAAACAUUGUGCCUUUACAAAAAUGUAUUAUUGUCCAAGUCUUGUGUUGUAAAAACCUUGUCUACAGAAGUCCAAUAAAGCCAUUUUUAAUGUAA
Molecule: messenger RNA, 4565 nt
Organism: Protopterus annectens (West African lungfish)
Lineage: Eukaryota; Metazoa; Chordata; Ceratodontiformes; Protopteridae
Gene: OSTC
Product: oligosaccharyltransferase complex non-catalytic subunit
Exons: 4
Coding region: 77-526 (149 amino acids)
Cellular component (GO): oligosaccharyltransferase complex
Source: RefSeq, a predicted model, not a curated record